AUGGUUAAACUCACUAUGUUUCUGGAGGCUCUUGAGUUCACUGGUUCAAAAAUUGAUACUUUACCCUUUGUUUAUGAUAGGCAGGGUAUCCUAGUUUAUCACCUUGUCUAUGUCGAUGACAUAAUAAUAACCGACAACUUAAUUACUAUGGUGGAUGCCUUCAUUUCUAAGUUGGCUGCUCGUUCUCCUCUGAAGGAUCUUGACUCUUUGCAUUAUUUCUUGGGCAUUGAGUUGCAACGUAAUCGUCGGGCUCUGUUUUUGUCGCAACACAAGUAUAUGAUUGAUCUCCUCUCGCAUCACAACAUGCUCAAUGUUAAGCAUGUGUCUAUGUCGAUGACCUCUAGCACUUGCUUCUCUGCUCUCGAUGGAAAACUGCUGGCAGAUCCUACUCCCUAUCGCCAAGCCAUCGGUGCACUCCAGUAUCUCACGCUCACUCGGCUUGAUCUCUUUUGUGUGGCGAAUAAAGUUUGUCAAUCCAUGCAUGCUCCUCAUAUUCACAUUGGGUAG
Molecule: messenger RNA, 507 nt
Organism: Nymphaea colorata (pocket water lily)
Lineage: Eukaryota; Viridiplantae; Streptophyta; Magnoliopsida; Nymphaeales; Nymphaeaceae
Exons: 1
Coding region: 1-507 (168 amino acids)
Source: RefSeq, a predicted model, not a curated record